UUUCCCCUUCCGUAUGUAAAGCGCUUUGAGUACCCAGAAAAGCGCUAUAUAAAUGUAAGGAAUUAUUAUUAUUAUUAUUUAUUAUAUAUAUAUAUAUAUAUAUAUAUACACACCACACACACACACACACACACACACACACACACACACACGCACACACAAACAAAGAACAACCCAACAUUAAACAAUAAAAAAAUAUAAUUUAAUUUUCAUUGCUUGAAAGUUUCAGGCUCUUUUAAUAGACCUUUGUCCAAACAAAAAAAUGAGGCUGUCAUCUGGCGUAUGAGUGAAAUGUCGCUUGCACAUUUACAGCUGCUGAUGGGACGGCAGCUGCCGCCCUUCAACUAUCUCAGUUAUGAGUGUGUGUGACAACAAUUUCAGCCCACAAAAAGUCCCUCGCACACAUACAUCACUUCCUGCAGGGUCACAGAGCAGCAGUUUUACGAUUCAGCGACCUCAAAGAGUAUUCUGACACUUGAAUCCGUGAGAGAAAAGGAUACGAACAUCAAGUCUCGACUUCUUCGCAUUUAAACUAAAAUAGGCCAAAAUUUGAUCUGCAACUCUGCAUCUUUUUGAGGUCGUCGUGACAAACCAUGACGUUGGAGACGUUCUCACCUUUCCCCCAGCCAGACCUCGUGGUCCAGGCACUUGGCUGAAGGUGUGACAGUGCGACACAGGGUCACAUGGCUGCGAUCGAGGGGACGAACCGGUUCAAGAUCAGAGCAUGCACUUCUAUUUACAUCUCACAUAGGUCCUUCUCUCCUGACACUGAAGGCAUGCAGCCUAAAUAUAACACCUCACACAUGUAACCGCGCUCUCAGUGCAUCAUGCAGGACUGAAAUGAGAUUAAAUGAACAGCAAACAGACUCUUGCCAGAUGUUUCGCAUGAGAAAUGACCACAUAAAUCUCAGUUAUCUUCAGAAAAGAUCUCAAUGUUGUCUCAAACUGUGCUCAGAUUUGCUAAGACAACAAAUUUGCAUUCAAAAGUCAGAGAUGUCAGUAUGAACUCAAAUAUUUCUCAUCAAAUUCGCCCAAGAUCAAAGCAUCUGGAGCAUUAAGUUUAUAGCUACUGCAUGACAAUAAUUGACUCAUUUCUGUCCAUUCAUACAAAUUAAUUUUACACUGUAAAAAAGGAUUUUCUUACUCUUUUGUCUCAUUCACAUAAAAACAUUCAUUUACGCAAACAUCAGUUAUGGUAAACGGAAGCUCAUAACACAUUCUCGUGUUACGCAGCAUGUUUGAGCUUCAGCAAGAACCAGUGAGGUUCAUUCUUGUGUUACACAGCAAGUUUGAGCUUCAGCAAGAACCAAUGAGGUUCAUUCUUGUGUUACGCAGCACGUUUGAGCUUCAACAAGAACCAAUGAGGUCCAUUCUCGUGUUACGCAGCACAUUUGAGCUUCAACAAGAACCAAUGAGGUCCAUUCUCGUGUUACGCAGCACAUUUGAGCUUCAACAAGAACCAAUGAGGUUCAUUCUCGUGUUACGCAGCACGUUUGAGCUUCAGCAAGAACCAGUGAGGUUCAUUCUUGUGUUACGCAGCACGUUUGAGCUUCAACAAGAACCAAUGAGGUUCAUUCUUGUGUUACACAGCAAGUUUGAGCUUCAACAAGAACCAAUGAGGUUCAUACUCGUGUUACGCAGCACAUUUGAGCUUCAACAAGAACCAAUGAGGUUCAUUCUUGUGUUACACAGCAAGUUUGAGCUUCAACAAGAACCAAUGAGGUUCAUUCUCGUGUUACGCAGCACAUUUGAGCUUCAACAAGAACCAAUGAGGUUCAUUCUCGUGUUACACAGCAAGUUUGAGCUUCAACAAGAACCAAUGAGGUUCAUUCUCGUGUUACACAGCAAGUUUGAGCUUCAACAAGAACCAAUGAGGUUCAUUCUCGUGUUACACAGCACAUUUGAGCUUCUGCAAGAACCAAUGAGGUUCAUUCUCGUGUUACACAGCAAGUUUGAGCUUCAACAAGAACCAAUGAGGUUCAUUCUCGUGUUACGCAGCACAUUUGAGCUUCUGCAAGAAACAAUGAGGUUAAUUCUCGUGUUACGCAGCACCUUUGAGCUUCAACAAGAACCAAUGAGGUUCAUUCUCGUGUUACGCAGCAUGUUUGAGCUUCAACAAGAACCAGUGAGGUUCAUUCUUGUGUUACGCAGCACGUUUGAGCUUCAACAAGAACCAAUGAGGUUCAUUCUUGUGUUACACAGCAAGUUUGAGCUUCAGCAGGAACCAAUGAGGUCCAUUCUCGUGUUACGCAGCAUGUUUGAGCUUCAACAAGAACCAAUGAGGUUCAUUCUCGUGUUACGCAGCACGUUUGAGCUUCAACAAGAACCAAUGAGGUUCAUUCUCGUGUUACGCAGCACGUUUGAGCUUCAACAAGAACCAAUGAGGUUCAUUCUCGUGUUACGCAGCAUGUUUGAGCUUCUGCAAGAAACAAUGAGGUUCAUUCUCGUGUUACGCAGCACCUUUGAGCUUCAACAAGAACCAAUGAGGUUCGUUCUCGUGUUCAGUUGAGCUUCUGUUUAUGUUUGCUGAUCAAUGUUUAUAUGUGAAUAAAAUAUCUUCAUUAUUUUCAGUCUUACGGGUUUGGAAUGACAUGAAGGUGAGUAUAUGAUGACACAAUUUUCAUUUUUGGGUGAACUAACCAUUUAAAACACUUACUGUCUUUACACCACUUGAACACUUUGGCCAAACUCUGGAAAUAUGUCAUGAAAGUUGACAAGUUGUCAAGUGCAAAGACCACAAGUGUGGGUAUUCGGACAGGCCCAAGGUGUCCAUCGUAUGUGCGCUUCAGAAUCUCGCCGGGAGAAGUAGCAUGGGUACUUUCUACUUAGUUCUUUCUAUUUGUUGGCAUUAUUUAAUUAUAUAUCAUUUUAAUUGUACAUUUAUGAUGGAAAGAAUGUUACAGCAAGGAAAAACAAAAUAAUUCACUGUAUCAUGCUGCUUCAGUAUUUAUUGCAUGAGUAUGCAUAUUCAUAUAUCAUUAAGCCAGUCUAAAUACUUGAUACUCAGAUGAUAAAAUAAGCUUCCUGAUUGUUUGUGUGCACUGAAAGUACUUCAAUAAAAUUAGCAUUGACAUUUCAUACGAGUGUAGCAAACUAUAAAUGACUGAAAUGACCUUGUGUCUGAGUGUCUGUUAUGUGUUUGUUUUCUGUUUAAUGGCAUUGACUUUGAAUAAAUGUCUGAAUAAACAUAAAA
Messenger RNA from Ctenopharyngodon idella (grass carp), 3193 nucleotides. RefSeq lists its product as uncharacterized. The coding region runs from base 1235 to 2509 and encodes 424 amino acids. The transcript has 2 exons. The record is from RefSeq and is a predicted model, not a curated record. Lineage: Eukaryota; Metazoa; Chordata; Actinopteri; Cypriniformes; Xenocyprididae.